AUGACCUUUGAUAAUAUAAGCCCUAUCACAAGUUUAAAUCCCUACCAAAACAAAUGGACAAUCAAAGGAAAAGUCACUGACAAACGAUUAAUACGAUCAUAUAGUAGACCUGCCAAAAAUGGCCAUGUCUUCAGCUAUGAUAUUGUAGACACUGAGGGUUGUGAAGUUAGGGUUACAUGUUUUGACCAUAUAGCCCAACUACAUUCUGAUCGUGUCGAGGUAGGUGCUCAUUAUGUCAUUUCUAAGGGGUCCAUUAAGGAGGAAAACACAAGAUACAAUAAAUUAAACAACCAUUUAGAAAUCAUCCUAUCUGAUGCAUCAAUAUUGAAACGAUGCACCCAUGAUGAUGAUCCAUCUCAAACACGCUCCCCUUUCACACCAAUUAGCGAAGUGGUCCAGCUGACUAGUAAUACAUUGGUUGACAUCAUUGGUGUUGUUUUCUAUGUUGGAGAUAUCAUAGCAAUCCACAUGAAGGAUGACAGUAAAACAAAGAAGCGCAUUGUUAAAAUUAAUGAUCUCUCUGGCUCAACAAUUGAUAUCAAUAUGUGGGGUUCAACAUCUGAACAAAGAGGCCAUGGCUUGAAAAAUAUGUUCACCCCUGAUGCUGUACUUGUACUUGUACUUGCUAUAUGCAAUGCCCGUGUUGGGUACUUUAAUGGGAAGAUUAUCAAUAUGACAUCUGUAACAACAUUGCAUAUUAAUCCUGCUUUCCUAGAGGUAUAA
Messenger RNA from Cryptomeria japonica (Japanese cedar), 723 nucleotides. RefSeq names its product replication protein A 70 kDa DNA-binding subunit A-like. The record is from RefSeq and is a predicted model, not a curated record. The transcript has a single exon. Lineage: Eukaryota; Viridiplantae; Streptophyta; Pinopsida; Cupressales; Cupressaceae. Bases 1 to 723 code for a protein of 240 amino acids.